AGAUGGAUAUAUCCAAAUACUACAGAUUUUUCAAUCUGUAGAUGGCUGAAACUUUAUUUUCCAAUUUCAACAGUUUUAUCUGUAUUUAUAGGCUAUCAUAGGACUGGUGAAUGUUAGUUAAAGUUAGUAGUAGCUAGCCUUGAGAUUAUGCUAAAAAUAAUUCAUUUGCAGCCCAAAAGUCUAAUCUGCUAGCUAUUUUCUAUAAAGCUCUACAUCUUCAUAGCUUACACAAUUUGCAUUAUAUAUACCAGUAUCAUCUCAAGAUAAGAUAUCUCUUACAUAGUCAAGACACAAUAUUUUCUACUUGGUGGUUGUUGAUCAAUGAUGAGAAGAGCAACGAGUGGAGUUGAGCUACUUGGAUCAUGGGCAAGCCCAUACUCAAUCAGAGUGCAAAUAGCUCUGAAUCUCAAGUCGAUACCUUAUGAAUUCAUCGAAGAGAAAUUCUACACUAGCAACAAAAGCGCGCGCCUCCUUGAGGCCAAUCCGAUCCACAAGAAAAUCCCAGUUCUGAUCCAUGAUCAGAAGCCUAUAUCCGAGUCCCUCAUCAUUCUUCAAUACAUUGAUGAAGCUUGGCCUUCCAAUGGUCCACCCAUUCUUCCCUCCGACCCCUAUGAUCGCGCCAUAGCACGUUUUUGGGCAGCAUAUGUUGAUGAAAAGUGGUUUCCGGCAUUCAAGGAGCUGGAGAAGGCAUCGGGAGACGAAGCUAGAGGGGCGAUUGUUGAGAGGAUACAUGAAGGAGCAGUGUUGUUGGAAGAGGCCUUUGUGAAAUGCAGCAGAUCGAAGGCUUAUUUUGGUGGAGACAGCCUUGGCUACAUUGAUGUUGUGUUGGGAAGCUACUUGGGAUGGAUUGAGUUGACAGAAUCUGCAACUGGUCUGAAGAUUUUGGAGGAGAUGAGGACUCCUAGAUUGGCAAGGUGGGCUGCUAGGCUCUCUUUAGAUGAUGCAGCUAAGGAUGUUUUGCCAGAUGCUCACAAACUUUUGGAGUUUUACAUGAUGGUUCAACACUCACAAAAGCAGCUUCAAUCAAUAGAUGUUUGAUUAGUUGAAAGUUCAGGAAUCUGGUGUCUUUAUGUGGCAGUCAAGUGAGUAAUUAUAUACUCCUUCCUGUCUUCAAAUAAUUAGUAUUCUCAUUGGAAAUGAAUUUUCUUGUCUUAUUUCAUAAUUUUAUGAUAAAAUAAACUUCGUAUGUUA
Molecule: messenger RNA, 1191 nt
Organism: Salvia miltiorrhiza (redroot sage)
Lineage: Eukaryota; Viridiplantae; Streptophyta; Magnoliopsida; Lamiales; Lamiaceae
Product: glutathione S-transferase U17-like
Exons: 2
Coding region: 322-1038 (238 amino acids)
Biological process (GO): glutathione metabolic process
Cellular component (GO): cytoplasm
Molecular function (GO): glutathione transferase activity
Source: RefSeq, a predicted model, not a curated record